CGCAUUUCUCAACAGCGACAAAGAUUUUGGUUCUUUAAGGAAUGGCUAUGGAAUACGUUUUAGUUAAAUGCCAUGUCUGUCAAGGAUAAGAUCACUGUCCCUUCAACUAGUGACAUCUCUUGUCUUGUAUCAGUUGUCACUCACUUCUGAGAAGACUGGAAGGGGAAUCUUCAUAUAAAAGUUCUAAACAUUCAUCCAGGGAGUCCUCGGCGCUGGGUCGCGGCGUUUGCUCUGCUCUCUCGGGAACUGCAACGAUUUCGAAAACCUCUCGGAACAUAAAUACAAAAAAACAGUAUAUUAAGAACAAACAUUAUUCUCUCAUCUCAUUCACACGCAUACAGUGAGAUAAAGUUACAAAACCAAAGUGCAGAUUAGAAGAGGAAAAAUAGAAGAUCACGGAUGAAAAGAAGAUAUUGAUAUAUCAGAAGACAGCAACAAGUGAUUCAGGAGGCGGUAGCAGAGACACCAAACGCACGGAUAUGGAGAAAUCCGAUUACAUUGCACCCAGGAUCACGGGUUGUCUCAUGAAGGACGGGACUUUUGUGAGCCUCGAGACGUCGCUGAAGUCAACACAGAUGGAAGACAAAUUAUCCCAAGACAGCCUCGAAGACAGACACUCCCUUACGUCCACCGACGUCAGUUCUCAGUCUAGCGAGGAAGAGGAAGAGCGGAGAGAGGAACCAGCAAAACGAAACCCUGCGGAGACCUCCUCGGCCGCCAUCGGUAGUUUGGACAGCCGCGUCCAGGAGACUCUCGGGGAACUGCAGAAGAUCGGCGAACCUGUAGACUAUGUCCAGAGAUACAGUCGGUCUCCCGGCGAGCCUCUGCAGCUGGAGGAGUCGUGGAAGAAGCUCGAGGAUGCCGAGUCGCUCCUGCAGUUCUCCAUCGACUCGGUCAAAACGAAGUGAGGAGCUCCGUCUCAGCGGAAGAUUUCGGUGCAUUGUGUUGCACGCUUAAUUAUCCCAUUAAUGUGUUGUUAACUGUGUGUACUCUCUCUCUCUCUCUCUCUCUCUCUCUCUCUCUCUCUCUC
Penaeus vannamei (Pacific white shrimp) is the source of this 1030-nucleotide messenger RNA. RefSeq lists its product as uncharacterized. NCBI's taxonomy places the organism in Eukaryota, Metazoa, Arthropoda, Malacostraca, Decapoda, Penaeidae. The record is from RefSeq and is a predicted model, not a curated record.